Necator americanus (New World hookworm) is the source of this 765-nucleotide messenger RNA. RefSeq lists its product as uncharacterized. The coding region runs from base 1 to 765 and encodes 254 amino acids. The transcript is spliced from 3 exons. The record is from RefSeq and is a predicted model, not a curated record. Lineage: Eukaryota; Metazoa; Nematoda; Chromadorea; Rhabditida; Ancylostomatidae.
AUGGGAGACCUCUGGCAACAGACUCCCGCAAUUUCAUUCAUUUCCACCGAGUUGUUUAUGCAAUGUUAUGUUACCUAUCUUGUUCUUGAGUUUUGCAAACGAUAUGGUGGCCUCAAAGUAUCUUCUGAUAUACUCUAUGGACUUCUUGUUUUAAAGUUAGCAUUUUUGGACUUUGAAGCCGCUUUCGACUCUUCUCACGGAGGCAGUCUUCUCAAUGCUCUUCGCGCCGAUAGAGUUCCAGGAAAGCGACAUGAAGAGAAGAACAACUGCUGCGAUCCGAACACCAGCUGGAUAUUCUACACAGUUCAAAGUGGAAGCUGGACACUUUUCGGACUUCCCUUGGUGGAUCUUGAGUACACCGACGAUGUAGCAGUAUUCGCCUCUAGCAGUGCGAAGUUACAACAUGUUGUUAACCUUGCAUCAAAGUUAGCUGCAGCCUACGGAAUGCGCUCCGCCCUGAUAAAUGUAAGCAGCUGCGGGUCUCCUCGAGACCCUCCACGGGAAAUCAGGGUUGAUGGACAACCUAUCGAACUCGUAGAUGAGUUCUGUUAUUUGGGCUGCAUGGUGAAAACAAUGGCAGCUAUAAAAGGGAAAUAUUCAGCAAAAAUGCGCUUAAGCUAUUUCGGCAUUCAGCUCAUUCAAGAUGCCUCUUUGGUCAACUACGCCAACGAAGUCAAGCUACAAGUCUACCUAUCCGCAGUUCGCCCUAUCAUCAUGUACGGAUCGGAGAGGGGCAGCGCCGGAGACGGUAAUGGAAAAGCUUGA